Bombina bombina (fire-bellied toad) is the source of this 2157-nucleotide messenger RNA. It is a transcript of the gene P2RX7, whose product is annotated as purinergic receptor P2X 7. The transcript has 13 exons. Gene Ontology annotation, molecular function: purinergic nucleotide receptor activity; extracellularly ATP-gated monoatomic cation channel activity. Gene Ontology annotation, biological process: monoatomic cation transmembrane transport; response to ATP. NCBI's taxonomy places the organism in Eukaryota, Metazoa, Chordata, Amphibia, Anura, Bombinatoridae. Gene Ontology annotation, cellular component: plasma membrane; nuclear inner membrane. Bases 201 to 1775 code for a protein of 524 amino acids. The record is from RefSeq and is a predicted model, not a curated record.
UUUAUUUUCUGGGAUGUAACAAAAAAAUACAGCAGCUGUUGUUUCACUUCUUCAUGUCUACACUUGCAAAGGAAGUCAAGGCUAUUACUCCCACCACUACAGGCUGCAUGUAAUCAUCUGCAAGUUGCAUUCACUUUGCCAGAACAAAAAUAAAGAAGUUCAUUCUUCUGUCUGAAUCCUACAGCUUUGCCGUAAACAAAAUGUCUUGUGCAGAUAUUUGUGAAUAUACAACAAAUAAAGAGGUUCGAAUACGAAGUGUUCCCCUUGGAAUUUUAAAGUUUAUGAUCUUUUUCUCAGUUCUUCUGUACAUGUGCUAUAUACUAAUUACUGAGAAGCGCUAUCAGAAAAAGGAUUCGGUUAUCAGUUCUGUACACACAAAGGUGAAAGGAGUGCUCGAUGUUGAUUCUCGGAUCUGGGAUACAGCAGAAUAUACAUUUCCAUCGCCGGGAGGUGAUUCAUUUUUUGUUUUAACCAACUACAUAAAAACAGAAGACCAAGUAGAAGGUGUUUGUCCAGAGUUUCCAAGCCCCAAAACAAUUUGCUCUCGAGAUGACAUUUGUAAAAAAGGCCAUGCUGCUCCUCAGAGUAAUGGAAUCCAAACUGGAAGAUGUGUUCAAUUUAAUUCACAGUAUAAAACAUGUGAAAUCUCUGCUUGGUGUCCUGUUGAGUCCAAAAGCACCCCAGUCCCUGCUGUACUGGGAAGUGCUGAAAAUUUUACAGUCUUAAUUAAGAAUAAUAUUCACUUUGCAGCCUUCAAUUUCACAACGAAAAAUAUUUUACCAAAGUAUAAUAUGUCCUGCAUCUAUGACAGAAUCACUGCUCCUCAAUGCCCAAUCUUUCGUCUAGGGGAUAUUUUAAAAGAAGCCGGAGAAAACUUUUCACAAGUAGCAAUUCAGGGUGGUAUUAUGGGUAUUGAAAUUAACUGGAGGUGUGAUCUUGAUUUGUCGUCAGAUAAAUGCAUUCCUCAGUACAGCUUCCGGCGUCUGGAUGAUAAAGUUAUUGAUGAACGUUUGUAUCCUGGUUUAAACUUCAGAUACUAUAAAAUGAAAGGAAACAGUGAAAAAGAGCAGAGGAUCCUUAUAAAGGCAUAUGGGAUACGAUUUGACAUUCAAGUCUACGGCACUGGAGGAAAGUUUAACUGGUAUGAAUUAAUACUGUUCAUUGGUUCAUAUCUCUCUUAUUUUUAUGAAAAAGCCUGUGGCCCUUGUAUAAUAAAGCCACUUCGAUAUGUGUCAUUUGUGGAUCAAGACAAUUUUAUCAUGGUGGAUACAAACUUAACGAAAAGUUUACAAAAAACUGAAGGUGAAUGUGUGCAGAAAGAAAACACUUUGGGAUUUAGUAAAGCGACUUUACACAGUCAAUGUUCUAUCCAAACUGAGAUGGCCGUUAAUGAAUCAGAAAUACAUCUGCUUAACAUUAAAAAGAAACCUUCCCCUUCUUCCCGCCCACAAUGGUGCAAGUGUCUAAAGUGCUUGGGAAGAAAGAAGUUUGAGGAUCAGCUCUGCUGUAGAUUAAAUAAUGGGGAAUGCAUUACAAACUCAGAUCUAUUUAAAAAAAUGGUUCUUUCCACAGAUAACCUAAUAUAUAUUCUUCAGUAUAAUAAUCCUUUACUUAACAAACAUGAUAUAAGCAAAGAAGAUCUAGUGCAGUGUGCUGAGAAGCAGUAUAUCCGGUGGCGUUUCGGGUCUAAUAAGGAUGUAUUGGGCUUUGCCACUAUACCAAGCUGUUGUAAAAAUGCCAUUACUGAAAAUAUGGAAAAACAUGAUGGUAGCUGAUUUUGUUUUUGUUUGGUUCUUUUGUAUUAUUAUUCUAAAGGCUAUUCGUGAUUCAUUUAUGUUGACUCCAUCAAACUCUAAUAACUUAAUCAUUCAUGUAUUUUAUUAAUUAAUGUACAUUUAGAAUAUAUGUCUUUUAACAUGGUGAAAAUUCUAUUUUGUAUUAACAGCCAAUAUAAAGUAAAUAACACAUGGUUAAUUAGUGUAUAAUACUUAAACAUUUGUAACAUUUUAUAACAUUUACAACUGUACUAUAGAAUGAUAACUAUGUGUAGUCAAAGUAUUGCCAACCUUUAUGAAACUGAGCAAUAAAUUUAGCAAUAAAUAAAUAAAAACAAAUAUGCACAAUAAAUGAGCCUUAUUUUGGACUCAAACAUAAGAA